AUUUCACUGCCUGGACACACACACACCAGCAGCUCUUGUGUACAUUCUGUACUUUCUGGUAGGGGGGCGUGUGUGUUUGUUUGGCUAGCUACGUCAUUUUUCCGCGACGACAUCACUGCUCCCCGCGUGCGCCGCCGUCGCAUGACAACACACGAAGCCAUGGCUGCUGUCGGCUUCUGCGGAGAGUGGAUUAUUCUCACCUGCGACACCAAACUGGUCGCGGUUCACACCAAGCAGAGCAGGGAAGCGUUUGUGUUCGACUGCAGCGCUGCCGAGAAGAAGCCGAAGAGCACGAAUGAGGAUCACAACAGAUUUAUGGGAACAGAAAGCAGGGACAUCAUAAUGCAGUGCAUUGGGAACGUGGAGGUUUCUCAGUUUGUCUCCUCUGUCAUCAGCGAUGACGGCGCCUCAGAGGAAACAGGAAGUGACAAAAUCCUCACCUUCGCCGUGUCGCCAUCCGGGAAGCUGCUGGCACUGACUGAUGACAACAAGAGGCUGGUCCUGUUUCACUGUGAGCCUUCGUGGCGUUGCAUCAGCGUCAGGUGUGUGGUGAGGAGGUGCACCUCCCUGCAGUUCAGCCAUGCUGAGGACGUGCUGCUGGCGGCUGACAAAUCAGGAGACGUUUACUCCUUCUCGGUGGUGGAGCCGCAGACGGAGGGCGAGCUGAAGAUGGGACACCUGUCCAUGCUGUUAGCUGUGACCGUGUCGCCGGACGACAGGUACAUCAUCACAGCCGACCGCGAUGAAAAGAUCAGAGUGAGUCACCUCGGGACUCCCUACAACAUCCAGUCCUUCUGCCUGGGACAUCAGCAGUUUGUCAGUGCUCUGCUGGUCCCACAGAGUCAUCCACAGUGGCUGCUGUCAGGAUCAGGGGACGGCACCGUGAAGCUGUGGGAGUACGAGUCCGGCCGUCAGCUCCAGAGCUGGGACCUGGACGAGCUGGAGGAGACGCGGAGCUCCGACGCUGACAGACAGAAGAAGCCAGCGGUGUGCAGGAUCAGCUGCUCUCCUGACGCUCGUCAUCUUGCUGUGCAGUGUGAGAGAGUGUCCACGCUUCACUUCUGCUCUGUGGAGGAUGAGGAGAAGCUGGUGUCACGCUGCAGGCUCCCGCUGCCCUGCUGCCCCCUGGACGUGACCUUUGACCCCGCGGGACGGCUGUGGGUGCUAAUGGACUGCAGCGACGCACCGCUGCGAGUGUACGCCCACAGAGGAGACUCCUGGGAGUGUGACGCUGAGAGCCCCGAGCUGAACCGAGUGACUGCAGCCUUCAAGCCGCACUGGGACACACUCGAGGCUUCCACCAGGACUAACAAGCGCUUUGAGCACCUGCACAAGGUGAGCUUUGACAACGUGACGGCGUACCUGCAGAAGAAGCAGCAGAGGCUGGAGGAGCAGCAGCUGAAGAGGACGAAGGCGCAGCAAGCAAACGGCAAGAAGAAGGCCAAGACGGAGACGCCAGAGGCCGCCACUCAGUCCUGAGGGGACACUUUGCAGACAGCUCUGUUAUUUCCCUUCUGCCUUGAACGAUGAAUCUGAGUUGAACCGGAAGCGCUGAAGAAGCGUGUGGCGAGCGUGUGUGCUUCGCCACAUGGCCUGUGUGGAUGAAUUUCUAUGUUUGGCUCAAGUUUCUGGCUGAUUUUUUUUUUCUUCUUUUUUUUUUUUUACAAUAAACGCUGCAGCCUACAUUAAACUGCA
Messenger RNA from Scatophagus argus, 1695 nucleotides. RefSeq names its product WD repeat domain 4 (gene wdr4). Gene Ontology annotation, cellular component: tRNA methyltransferase complex; nucleus; cytosol. The record is from RefSeq and is a predicted model, not a curated record. Gene Ontology annotation, molecular function: protein binding; tRNA (guanine(46)-N7)-methyltransferase activity. Lineage: Eukaryota; Metazoa; Chordata; Actinopteri; Scatophagidae. The coding region runs from base 142 to 1479 and encodes 445 amino acids. The transcript is spliced from 11 exons. Gene Ontology annotation, biological process: RNA (guanine-N7)-methylation.